CUAUCGCAACCGUGACCUGAAGACACCUGAAGAAGUUGUGAUGAAAACGGCUUUAGCGAAGUAUUUGAGUGUGCAAGUGGUUAUAUUGUCGAAAUUUAAGCAAUGCCAAGCCUAAUGUUAACAAUUUUGUCGUUGCCAUGAGCGGAAAAAGUUACUGUGGACUGAAAUAUUCGCGUUAACCCGCACUUGUUUUGAUUGCCGCCGGCUGCAAGGACGCAACUAAAAUAUCAAGUAGCUGAUGGUUGAUUUGUACUGCUGAGAAUGCCUCGGGCUUUCCUGGCAAGGAAUAAGCACAAGAGAGGGAAUGAAGAGGAGACUGAAGAUGAGGUUGAUCAAAAGAGGAGAAGGCCCACCCUCCCCACACGUCCAUAUAGUCCAGAAAUACCCUGGAAACUGGCAGAGGAGGGGCUUAGAGGGAAGAAACAACAGAGGAGAAGCAGAUCAUCUGGGAAAGAAACAAUGCAGCAACAGACAGAUAGCAUUGCUGACAACAGACAAGCAUCAGAAAAAGAAAUAUCAUAUGAUGACAAAUUUUCCAAGAAACAACAAACCAAGACAAAGGAGAAAAAUGAACCAAACAAAACCUCCAGAAAUAAUAGACCUGGAAUGAUAGCCAAAAACAAGAAAAUAAAAGUAACAAAAGGAAAAAAGCCAAAAGUUUCUGAGAAGUUAGAAAGUCUUAAAGACAGUAAGGACCCUGAGAAAUCUCCCCAUGAAAGCAUUGAUCAGCAGUUUAAUGAGACUGAGACUGGUGGCAGUACAGAGGCAUCAGAGAUCACAGCGGAAAAUGAUGACAAGGUCACAGACGAGAUGUCCAAUUAUUUACAUGAGGAUGCUGUUCUGAACACAAAAGUUGAGGUCCACAAGGACUCUGAUGGCAAAAUGAUCACUAAAUAUAUCUGCACCAUAUGCUGGAAGGAGUUCACUGCCAGGUACACACUGCUGCGCCACAUGCCUGUCCACACUGGGGAGAGGAAAUACAAGUGCGACAUCUGUGGCAAAAUGUUUAAACAGUCAAGCGUGUUAUGCAGACAUAAAGCCACCCACACAUCUGCCAGGCCAUACGUUUGUGCCACAUGUAACAAAGCUUUCUCCAGGGUCUCCACCCUGAACGCCCAUAAGCUGAUCCACUCAGGUCAAAAACAAUUCAAGUGUGAACAGUGUGGCAAGCAGUUCCAUCAGAAGGGAAACUUGAAGAACCACAUGUACACUCAUACAGGUGAAAGACCAUUUGCCUGUCCCUUGUGCUCCAGAAGUUUCAACCAACGUUCCAAUCUCACCUAUCACAUUUCACAGUGCCAUAGCAAGCGUAACUCCAUCUACAAUUGUCAGCUGUGUGGAGAGGGGUUCCGCACCAAGAGCAGUCUUAUGACCCACGAGGCUGUUAAACACACCCAGCAGACCUUGAAGCCUGACAUUCAGACUCUCAUCUUUGUCCCCACAACCCCUGCAACCAAGGGUCGGAUAGGUCAGAUGACAUGCAGACUUGAUGAUGGCACAAUGACUAUUAAUCACCAGGAAUACCUAAGCCGAACAAAGAAAAGAGUGGAAAAGGCUAAUGCUCAGGCAGGGGAAGAGGCAGGAGAGGCUGAUAUGGACAUUUGUGCCAGCAGUUAUCAUGGAGAAAUUGCUACUGAGAUAUUGAAACUGCUUAAUAAGAACUCCAGUAAUGUCCAGCCUCAAAAUCAACAGGAUGUGGCAGAAACGGUGUCGUCUGCUGAAAAGGACACUUCAGAGGAAGACCCAGAAGAUGUAACUGGUGAAAUUGAGGCUGAUGGAGAGAAAAAGGAAGGGGAAGCCAGUAAGAGCUCUGUGUCAUCAGAUGUGAAAGUCUUCUCAUAUAAAGGUGAAAAAUUCAAAGUUUUGGCAUCCAUGGUUCCACCAGAGCAGAGUGUUGAACAGAUCAAAUCCCCUUCCAGAACAACCAAUCAAAAUGCGGCACUGUUAUCCAGUCAUGAGUCCACAUUAUCUCCAUUUUCCCAAACGUCAGUGACCACUGCCCAAAUUUCACAGAAUAAUGCAGAUGAUAGGGUGCAGAAAUUAACUUCUGUUCCCAUGAUAAAACCAGUAGCUUUUGACCAAACUGGCACUGCCAUAGUACAGCUGACGGUCAGUGAAGGGGAUGCUCCAACAUAUGGUCGCAUGCUGGCACUGGAUAAAAAUGCCACUGGAAAGGGAUCUAGCUCUGGUGGCAUGGCGUUCAGAAUUGAGCCUCUUGUCCAAGAAGAACUAUCUCACAUUCAACAGCUCCUGUCUUCAAAGCCAGUGCCAAGUUCCAAGCCAGUGACAGUUUCAAAUAUUGCAUUUUCAUCUUCUGCUUUGACCUCUGUGACAGUGCCAUCAGUGGUGACAACAACAACCUCUCAAACAACAGUGCCAGUGCCAUCUUUAACAGUAACAUCACUAAUGCAACCAACAGCAGCAAUGGGCACACUGCCGGCAGUUACAGUAACAUCAACAGUAGCAGCACAUCAAGCCUCAGGUGGAAGCACUGCACAGUCUCCUAACAAAACUUUACCAUGCAAUAUCUCCACCUCCAUAAGAAAUGAAACCCAGUCUACCCAUUUGAAUGAUGGUAAGAAAAAUGAAUCUUUACCAGUAAUAGCUAAUCCACCAGGGGGCGCAGCUUCUCUUCUGCUGUCUAUGGCGAAUAUUGCAGCUAAACAACAAGAGAAACAACCCAGUGUGCUGAAAGAAUUGCUAGGAAUAAUGAGAAGCAGUGGGACACUCACUUCUGCUUCCCUAACACAAUCUGUGGCAAGAACAACUAACACAGUGACUGAGGGAGCCAACAGGGUUAGCAAGAACUCAACUAACACAGUGACUUCAAACACAGAGGAUGCAGCAAUUGUGUCCAUGCCUAAUCCACCUAUUCUUAACCCUACUAGCUCAGAGAAUGUGGGUUUCAUUAGAACAGCAAAAAAGACAGACGCAGUCAUCAGUGCUGGAAUACCUUCUAGCCUUCCCAUUAGUACUUGGUGUGAUCACAGCUCCUCCAACACAAUCACUGCUGUCACAUCUAACACAAUGAGUCGGCCACAAAUUGCCACUGCUCCUCCUAAACAGUAUGAGAUCACUCAUCAUAAGCUGAAGUCUGGUGGUAAAGUUGAACGCAUUCUCCUCAAGCAUGGUGCCAGUUCUGCAGGAUCUGGGAUAUCUGCACCUACGUCUGCUGGUGUGAGAAUUGUAACUAGGGGGCAGCAGGGGUCUGUCUCUUUGGCCAUGGCAGCCCAGAUUGAAAAAUUCAGGAAGAUUGCCCCUAAACCUAAAACUGAGAAUGAAAUGGAGAAAAUGGCCAGUCUACAGCAAAAACCAACCAACCAAAUGACAGUGGCAGGACAGCAACUGGCUUCUCUUAGUCAAUCUCAGCUCACUCACCUGAUGAAUGCAGUGACCCCUGAAAGCACCUACCACCAGAAUCAACCUGUCAUGAUGCCAUCAUCCCUACCAACUGGACAGGCUGGUUUGACCAGUGUGCAGAGCAAUACUGGACAGACAUUUCCAACUGGUCUCCUGAUUAAUACACCCAAUGGGCCCACCUUGAUUCCACUGUCAGCCUCACAAGUCUUACCACUUGUGAUGCAGAGUGGGCUUCCCCCUGGCGUUCCUCUUCUAGGUCAAGGUGAAGGCCAAAUUGGCAUUACUCAGCAAGAAAAGGAGCAGCUAUUGUUAUCAGAUUCUGGGAGCUCUGUUGAUAAUAUCAUGAUGACACCACCAGUCUCGUCAGAUGACAGCCAAACUCAGUCAGGUAGCAGCAAUGUAACUUGUUACAACAAGAUCAAAGAGGUGCUGAAUGUGGCUGAUACCACAGGUGGUGGCUCCUCUGCUGGCCAGGAUGCUGAUGGAGUACCAAAGCUGGACAGCUCCAAUAUCAACAACCUGUUACAUUUCCUGCGCCUGUUAGAUACGGACACCCCUUCUGUGCCGACGCCUGAUAGUUCAAUAUCCUCAACAGUAGGUGGAGCCACUGUAUCAUCCCAAUCUAUUACAAUUAACACGGGGCCAUCAACACACAGGAGCACGACACAACAGUCGCCGAAAAAAGACUCAUUGCUGGUGCACUAUUUGACACAUCUCCCUAGCGGUCGUAUUAAAGGUAGCAACAGCGACCACCAGCAUGGCGAUCCCUUAUUACAAGGCGUUAGUCACGUUCCUAGUCACGUGCCAAGGUCAACGGGUUAUGGAACAGAAGACGAAUCAUCAGAGAGUUUGAUACCCCGAAGUUUGAUAUCCGAAUCUCCUGAAGACAGUAGUAAAAGUGAAGACUUUCAAACUGUACUUGAGAAGAUGUUUUCUAUUUUGAACUCUCAAGAGUAAAGAAGUGGUUAAGUCUGUAAAAAUAACUUAUAAUAUUAGUGGAUUGUCUAUAUUUUGUAAAUAAUGCAUAGUGUAAAUUGCAUGCUGUCUUUUAUUAUGCUUUUGUAACAUAUAAUAUAAGACCAGUGGUAUAUAUAUAUAUAUAUAUAUAUAUAUUCUGUAGAUUUAAAUGCUGAGAUUUUUACCACAAACUUCCUUUUUGCAAAACUGCUGGUUAAUCUCCUGUUACUCAUUAGUCAAUUGCAAAUCUUCAUUCGAGAAAAUUGCUCUUUUUGAACUGUGAUUUGCAAAUAGACGCAUAUGAUAAUUUGUUGAGGCCAUUAUGAUGCUUGUGAAGGAGGUGUCAUUUGUGGCGGUUUGUUGGCCAUCGAUGAAGUAGGGUCUGUAUUGUGUCAUUCCAUUAAAAUGUCACAUGAGAAAAUCACACAUUUGUAGUUUUGGUAUGAAGGCUUUGUAUCACAAUCGCCGUUGAUUUCUGUCAAAGUUGAAGGGCAUUUUGGUAUAAUGCAGACAAAAUUAUUGGGCACGUCAGAAUUAUGCAAAUGUUAAUGAAAUGUGCCAAACUGACGGGUCUCAAAUGUUCAAUUCUUUUUUAAUGAGGCUAAAUACAAAGAUAUUAGUGUGUACUGUUCACCUGGAUGGAAUAAAAAAAAAGUCUGAGUGACUGGUCUCUUUGGUAACUGUAAUCACUUUGUAUGAGA
Molecule: messenger RNA, 5018 nt
Organism: Lingula anatina
Lineage: Eukaryota; Metazoa; Brachiopoda; Lingulata; Lingulida; Lingulidae
Biological process (GO): regulation of transcription by RNA polymerase II; embryo development
Cellular component (GO): nucleus
Molecular function (GO): DNA-binding transcription activator activity, RNA polymerase II-specific; RNA polymerase II cis-regulatory region sequence-specific DNA binding
Source: RefSeq, a predicted model, not a curated record